Molecule: messenger RNA, 813 nt
Organism: Entamoeba dispar SAW760
Lineage: Eukaryota; Evosea; Mastigamoebida; Endamoebidae
Exons: 2
Coding region: 1-813 (270 amino acids)
Molecular function (GO): GTP binding
Source: RefSeq, a predicted model, not a curated record
AUGAGUAUAGAAGGAUUGAAACAAACUAAAUUACUUUUAAUUGGAGAAACAGGUGAUGGUAAAAGUUCAUUAGGUAAUUUUAUUUUAAAGAAGAAUGUUUUUAAAGUAAGUGAUAGUGAUGAAUCGAGUACAAAAUACACUGGUGGAUAUUUUGGAGAAGGUGAUAGAAAUGAUGUAUUUGUUGUUGAUACUCCUUGUCUUAUUGAUGGUAGUGGAUUUAAUAAUAAAAAUAUUCAAAUAUUAUUGAAUGUAUAUUGUGAUAAUCUUAAAUAUAUUGUUAAAGUUAUAUCUGAUGGUUUCCCAAUAAAAGGUGUUUGGAAACAUAUAUGUAUUGUAUGGACUAAAUGUUAUAACUGUUAUUCACAAAAUCAAAUUGAAAAAGAUAAAAUUGAGAAAAAAGAAUUUAAAGAAGAAAUAAUCAAAUUUAUUAAACAAACAAAUAGAAUAAAUGAAAAUAUUGAUAUUCCAAUGUGUUAUGUAAAUUCACAACCAAUUGAAGGCUGUAAUAAUACAAAAUCAGAAGAAGAAAUAAAAAAAUUAAUCAAAUGGGCAAGAGGAUUAAAACCAAUUGAUAAAGAAGAAAUCAGUAAAUUAAUAAGUGAAUAUAAAAAAAUUAUUUAUGAAGAAAAAGAAGAACGUGAAACAAUAGAAGAAACAAUACUUAAGAGAACAUAUAAAAUAACAAAAUAUAUAAGAUGUAAGAAAGUAAAGAAUGGUGGAGAAGUUAUUUAUGGUGAAAGUACUGAAAUUUGUAGUAGAAUUAUAACAGAAAACAAAUAUAAUAAAGAACCAUCAGAUUGUGUAGUGAUGUAA